AAAUUCAUGUUAUCAAAGGACGCAAAUGGGGAAAGCCAGUGAGAAGUAGUCUCUUGCUGUACCAGAAAUUAUUCAUUUCCUCAAAGAGACGGAAUAAAUUGGUUGAGGAUGCAAUCAUGUACUACACACUCUCUUUGGCCAAAGGCAAACGCUGAACAUUUCAGAGCCAUGAGGAUGCUUCUGCACUUGAAUUUGUUAGCUCUUGGAGCUGUCUGUGUUUGUGCUAUUGCCACAGAAAUUCCCAUGAGUACGCUAGUGAAAGAGACCUUGACCCUGCUCUCCUCUCAUCAAACUCUGCUGAUAGACAAUGAGACCCUGAGGAUUCCUGUUCCUGUACAUAAAAAUCACCAACUAUGCACUGAAGAAAUCUUUCAGGGAAUAGACACACUGAAGAAUCAAACUGUACAAAGGGAUACUGUGGAAAAGCUAUUCCAGAACUUGUCUUUAAUAAAAAAAUACAUUGACCUCCAAAAAAAAAAGUGUGGAGAAGAAAGACGGAGAGUAAAGCAAUUCCUAGACUACCUGCAAGAAUUUCUUGGUAUAAUAAACACCGAGUGGACAAUGGAGAAUUGAGACUAAACUAGUUUAUUGUAGCCAAAGAUUUUUGAAGAAGGACAAGGACAUUUUAUCGCAACGAAAAUGAGGGCCAACCAAGGGUGGAGCCUUAAUUUUCAGUGUAAUUAGACUUCAAAGGCAAAGUAAAUAUUAAAGCAUACUGCUACUUUAGCACCUCACACAAGCAGAAAGAAUAAAGUAUUUGAGAUAUGUUUCAGAUAUUAGAAUCACUGAAGUAUUUUCCUCCAGUUUGCUUUUGGCAAAAUAGAUAUAUACUUUUAUCUUAUUUAACUUAACAUUCUGUAAAAUGCUAUAGACCUAAUAUUAUUUAUGAAAUGAUUAAGAAUUUGGUAAAUUAAUAUUUAUUUCAUGCUAUGCUAUGUUCCAA
This is a messenger RNA of Galeopterus variegatus (Sunda flying lemur), 943 nucleotides long. It is a transcript of the gene IL5, whose product is annotated as interleukin 5. The record is from RefSeq and is a predicted model, not a curated record. NCBI's taxonomy places the organism in Eukaryota, Metazoa, Chordata, Mammalia, Dermoptera, Cynocephalidae. Gene Ontology annotation, molecular function: growth factor activity; interleukin-5 receptor binding. Bases 109 to 573 code for a protein of 154 amino acids. Gene Ontology annotation, biological process: immune response. The transcript has 5 exons. Gene Ontology annotation, cellular component: extracellular region.